Messenger RNA from Paracoccidioides brasiliensis Pb18, 2388 nucleotides. RefSeq lists its product as uncharacterized. Gene Ontology annotation, molecular function: actin binding. Gene Ontology annotation, biological process: actin cytoskeleton organization. The transcript is spliced from 5 exons. The record is from RefSeq and is a predicted model, not a curated record. Bases 1 to 2388 code for a protein of 795 amino acids.
AUGGCUGCACUGGUACAGACAAUCCCCCAGCAGUCUAGUACCAUCACCUUGCUGCAGCCUCGCCCAUCCUCCUCCACAGCUGCCUUUCCUUCAUCCUCACAUUCCAGUCUUCAACAACUUCCACAAAUGGCUCGAAACCAGCAGGGGCCUACGAGGGCUUCACAUAAUAAUACCUUGGGAAAUGGCUCCGGUUAUAGGGCUUCACAGGCUGUCCAGCCAGUUGCUCCAUACGCCUUCACUAGCACCCCUAGUCUGACCAACACAGGCAAGAAUGCUCCCCCUCUUCUAAAGCCUGAAUAUAGAGCAGCGUCUGCCCCCCAGACUCAAGCAAACCCAACUUUCCCAGGUGUAAUCCCUUCACGAGUGCAUUUCCCUGCUACUAGUCCGGUAUCCAGUUCUUCCACCAUUUCUUCCGUCACUUUGCACGGUUCGAAAGACGACUCUGCCAUCCCCACGAGACAACGGACAGGGGAGUCUACGGCUCGCCCGCUAUCUUCACUUGGAUUUACUCUUCACUCAGUCUCUCCUUCGUCAACAUCGACGUCCGCCAAACCCUCCCCGGAUCGCUACCGUCGAGGCCAACGACGUGUCGGGCAAACAAAUCAAGUCCAGAAUAGCCCAGGGAACGCUUCACCCUCUGUAGCAAAUGGACUGUCACAUCCAAACCUUUCUCCUGGUACAAGUCAGAAUACCACAGGCCCACAUUAUUUCAGAGGUGCCAGUGUGGAUGAUGCACUAUUAAUUGAAAAGCCUCAAUCCACAGAACUAGCGAAGCGAUAUAGACGUAGAAGCUUGGGCAGCUUGGACACGAAAGGCUUGACGAACUUUGCUCCGCCGAAAACAUCUACAGAACCUACAGCUAGGUUAAACCCGGAGGACUUAUCCAUGCCAGACAAUCUGCGACGCCCUCACUCAGCAAAUGCUCCUUCAGCUAAUGUUUACUCCCAUGCGCACAAGGGUAGCACUGAAAGUGUUGCAUCUACCAGAUCAUCUCCCCCAACUGGAAAACGAACUUCAUCCGCAGUCUCAUCACCUACCACACUAAAACUAGAUUACAAAGUCUUUGAUAAUCCGAAACGUCUCACGAAUCCAUCUCCUUUAUCCCAACCGCUGAACAUGGGCUCUGAAGCUUCGAAAACAGAGCCCAUAACUAAUUUCCCCCCUAAGCCAUCUGCUCCAGCCGAGAAACAGCACUCAUCACCUCCACAGCCAAAUCUCCAGAGUCCAGCUACAAAGCGCUUGACAGAAUUAUCAAAAAGGGGAUUCCGCAAAUCUGGAAAGUCCGGACUACGAAGGGUGCUGUCGUUUGGCAGCGCUGCCGAACUUCGAGCAGCGAGCGCAGCAACUCUAGAAGGUACCACUGCAACCACCACUACCACAGCAACACAACAAUCAGCCCGACCUGGUCAAGAAGUUUCACGAAAGCAACAACUUGACGAGGAGCUAGAAUCGAUGGAUAAUUUGUCUAUUUCUUCUACUGCGUCUUCUGCAUCAAUUAUGUUACGAAAGAUGGGCAAGGGCGUUAAAAGAUCAACUCGAUCACUUGUUGGGCUCUUCCGACCUAAAUCAACACUUGGUGAUUCUCGGGACCAAGCGACUGUUGAAGCUAUGACUCCUCAGAUAUCGAUAGUAAAUGUGGAAGCUGAACGGGAAAAUACGACUUCUGCCAGCAAUCAUAUCAUGUCAGAGCAGGUUAAUAAGGAGCCCACAGCGGCGAUAAUCCCGGCAGCCCUGGCUCAGGAACGCCCUUCUGUUGAUACUGGUAGCACAGACACAGGAGGUGAUCAGAGCAGUGUUGACAGCCUCAAAACUACACGUAAGAGCAUUCUGGGAGGGGAACGGGAGCGUGCUGAAGUCCCGGCAGCUGUAAGAAAGGGAAUUUUAAAAAGAUCUGGCACAGGCUCCAACACAUCAUCCCCCGUUGUCCGACCAGUUGAACCCCGCGGUUCCACUGAUAUUCCCACCUCCAACAUCCCACACUUCAAUGACUCCUCCCCGCACUCCAGUGCCCCUAGUACACCAUGCGAAGACCGUCCUCCGCGCUCUGGACACCGACGAACCGACUCCAUUACGAUAGACGGCGAAGACUACUUCCUCCCCGCCGGCCGCUUCAGCACAACAGACGCUUCAAGCGCUCCCACGUCCCCACAGCCGGCCACUGCAUCCACAGAGUCAUCGGCAACGGUCCUCGUGAGGAAUAUCAGCUUCAGUCCGCGGAUACAGUUCCAUGACACGUGGCCAAGUGGGGAGUAUGAUCGACGUGGAGAGAUUGCGACGUGUAAUCGGCUCACGCCGCUCUUGGCACAGCAGAUUAAGGAGGAGCUUAAUACGUUUAAGAUGGAGAUGGAAGUGCACGAAUCCUCUAAAGUAUAUACACAUUUCUUCUGA